AUUGUUCACAGCCGUUGGUGCGCUCUUGACAAGUCUUUGUCAGCUGCCAUGGAUGGGGAGAGUGCAAAGAAAGAUAAGUUCUCUAGCAGGAUCCAUGUCCAGGUCUGCCUUGAUGGGGGGUACCAUGUGCUUGAUGAGUCAACUCACUACAGCAGUGAUCUCAGGCCAACCAUAAAGCAGCUCUGGAAGCCAUCUAUUGGCAUUUUGGAGCUUGGAAUUCUGAAUGCUGAUGGACUCCACCCUAUGAAAACCAGAGAUGGAAAAGGUACCUCAGAUACAUACUGUGUAGCCAAGUAUGGUCACAAAUGGAUUCGAACUCGAACUAUCAUAAACAACCUGAGCCCGGAAUACCAUGAGCAGUACACCUGGGAGGUAUAUGAUCCAGCUACUGUUCUUACUAUUGGGAUGUUUGAUAACAGCCAUAUCGGUGGUUCAAGUGGUAACAGAGAUAUGAACAUCGGAAAAAUCAGGAUCCGUAUAUCUACUCUUGAAGCUGGUCGCAUUUAUACGCACUCUUAUCCACUGCUAGUCCUUAAUCCUUCUGGAGUCAAGAAGAUGGGUGAACUACAUUUGGCCAUAAGAUUUUCAUAUACCUCAUGGGCAAACACAAUGUUUCAAUAUACACGGCCUCUUUUACCAAAGAUGCACUACAUCAGGCCAUUGUCUGUGGUACAGCAGGAGAUGCUGCGACACCAUGCUGUCAACAUUGUGGCAGCUAGACUCGGUAGGGCAGAACCUCCUUUGAGGAAGGAAGUAAUUGAAUACAUGUCUGAUGCAAAUUCUCAUCUCUGGAGCAUGAGGCGCAGCAAGGCUAACUUUUUUCGCCUGAUGUCAGUAUUCGCAGGAGCAUCGGCAGUUGCUAAAUGGUUUGGAGAAGUCUGUUUGUGGAAAAACUCUAUCACAACAGUGUUGGUUCAUGUUCUCUUUGUCAUGCUGGUCUGCUUCCCUGAACUGAUUUUACCAACAGUAUUCCUUUACAUGUUUGUGAUUGGGGUUUGGAAUUAUCGUUUUAGGCCAAGAUUCCCUCCUCACAUGAACAUAAGAAUCUCUUAUGCAGAAAUGGUUCUCCCUGAUGAACUUGAUGAGGAAUUUGACACUUUUCCUACAACAAAAAGCUCAGAUUUAGUUCGGAGAAGGUAUGAUCGGUUAAGGAGUGUGGCUGGGAGGAUUCAGACUGUAGUUGGUGACAUUGCUACCCAGGGGGAAAGGUUUCUGGCACUGUUAAGCUGGCGGGAUCCUCGUGCUACAACUAUCUUUUUGACAUUCUGUCUUGUGGCUGCCAUUGUUUUAUAUGUUACGCCUUUCCAGGUGCUUGCUCUUUUAGGUGGGUUUUAUGCCAUGAGGCAUCCCAGGUUCCGCCAAAGGACACCCUCAGCAGCGCUAAAUUUCUUCAGGCGGCUACCUGCCAUGACUGAUAGUAUGCUGUGAAUAGGUUUGUAGGAUUCUCUCCAGAGUAAUGCAAGUGUCAUGGUGGUUUUGUCCAGCUAUGUUUGUGAAGCUUUGGUUUUUGUUUAUUGCCUAGUCUGUAUUGGUGAUGGACACCAAUCCAACUCUAUGUAUGCCUUGCAAUCAAAGAUUAUAUAAAAUUUAUGUUUCUGU
This is a messenger RNA of Rubroshorea leprosula, 1599 nucleotides long. The record is from the annotation of a GenBank genome assembly. Lineage: Eukaryota; Viridiplantae; Streptophyta; Magnoliopsida; Malvales; Dipterocarpaceae.